Magnusiomyces paraingens is the source of this 1827-nucleotide messenger RNA. RefSeq lists its product as uncharacterized. Bases 1 to 1827 code for a protein of 608 amino acids. Gene Ontology annotation, molecular function: oxidoreductase activity. The transcript has a single exon. Gene Ontology annotation, cellular component: cytoplasm. NCBI's taxonomy places the organism in Eukaryota, Fungi, Ascomycota, Dipodascomycetes, Dipodascales, Dipodascaceae. The record is from RefSeq and is a predicted model, not a curated record.
AUGUCCUCUUCAACUACUCUUCCUCCACCACCCAUUAAAUCCCCACACUUUUCUCUCUGGGCUUCUCCCCUAAGCCCUCUUGCAAACUUCCAAUCAUCCUCAUCAUUGCCGUCGUCUGCUGAUGUCGUCAUCAUUGGCUCAGGCUUCAGCGGCGCUUCUGUAGCUUACCAUUUACUCGUCGACCCCUCAUCUUCAACCUCUUCUUCUUAUUAUCACCAAAACCCAUCCUUGACCUCAUCCCCAAACAAAAAACCCCGCGUCGUUAUGCUCGAGGCCCGCCAAACAUGCUCUGGAGCCUCGGGCCGAAACGGCGGUCACUUGCAUCCAAGCUUCACCUAUGGUGCUGCUACUUGGGCCACUGAUGAUGAUGCAACGCGCAACCAGCACUUGGCCAAAAUUGCCUUUGACGCCAAAAACUACUCCACUCUGGCUGCUCUCAUUGCUCAAAACAACAUUGCUUCCGCUCAAAGUAUCUUUACAGAUGGACCAAACAAUUCUCCUUCUUCCUCGCUGGCCGCUGGAUGGGCUGUUUACGAUACUCCUCAGGAAUUUGCCCAAGCAUGUGCGGUGGUAUCUGCUUACAUCCAAGCUUCCCCAGAACCAGACCACCCACCAAUCCGCAUUUACUCCAGAGACGAGGCCCGCAAGCGCACAGGUUUGACCAACAUUGCAGGAGCUUUACAUUGUCCAGCAACUCCCUUAUGUGGGUAUUCACUUGUAAGCUGGCUUCUAAUGGAGUGCAUCACAAAGGGAAAUCUCCAGUUGCAUUCAAAUACUCCAGUACGUGCAGUCACUCGCGAAACCCCAGAAGCCGUUGGCAGAGAUAAGCCACUAGAGUAUGUUAUCAAAACAAGUCGUGGACCCAUUAAAACACCCGUCAUUAUAUUUGCAACAAAUGCCUAUACGGGAAAUCUUGUAAGCAAAAGUACCGUUUCACCCAAGGCAUAUCUUGAUUCCAUUAAACAGUCAGUGUCCCCAGAGGUUUUUGCGCGCGGGUCAUCUGCCAUUGUGAUACCUCCAUCCUCACAAGUUACCGUUAAGGACUACUUUUCCUCUGCUCGCAAUGUUCUCUCGUCUACCUCGUCAUCAAUGCAGGGUCCGGCAGCUAGCUUAAACAAUAACCCGAUGCAUAUUGACGUGGAAAUCGAAACAAGAUUACGCACAGAAAUAUACCCAGUUCGUGGACAAGUCGCCCACUAUCAGGCCCCGCACAUACUCACAUCCCAGCACCUGACAGCCGUGCGGCCCACCGGGGUGCCCAAACUUAGUUUGGUAUGGAACGACGAAUACCUUGCGGUUGUGCCUCAACGAUCAGGAGACGCCCAGGGCCAAGUCGACAUUGUGUUUGGUGGGUGCCGCCGGUUCGGUGCUUCAAAACAGGUGGGUCUUACAGAUGACAAUUCCCUUAGUAAUGUGGUGAGCUGGACUCUCGAUGACUACUUUGCCACACGUAUAGGUGUACCUCUUCAAUCUUCCGAAGACCCCGUUGAAGCUAUGGCUGGGUCGUUCACCCGAACGCUUGUUUUGGAUGACUCUAAGGAGGCUAAUGGUUCCGUUGCAACCACCACAGCUGUCAAGGUACAAGAAUGGACAGGCAUUAUGGGUUUUACACGAGACGAAAGACCGUGUGUAGGGUCAUUGAUUGAGGAUGAAGAAGAAGCACAGGCCGGACCCCGCGUGCUGGUCAUUGGAGGGUUUGGAGGCCAUGGUAUGCCGCGCAUUUUCUUGUCUGCAAAGGCACUUGUCCACAGAUACUUGAGAAAAGUUGAUGAUACCGAAGAAGCCAAUUCCUGGCCAUUGUGGUUUCCCUCAGAGUAUAUUAAUUAA